AUGUCCCUCCAAGGAUACGUAAACCGGAAGGUGUUGGUUUUGACUAGUGACUCGAGAACAUUGGUGCUCUCCGAAACAACAGAACGCAUUAUCAGACCUCCAGAUGACCCCGAAGCGUCGAGCGAGAUUCCUCAUGGGUUGUACUUGAUAAGAGGGGACAAUGUGGUGGUUGUUGGGCUGGUGGAUGUGGAAAUGGAUGCGAGUAUUAAUUGGUUGGAAGUUAGGGGGAGUGUUAUUGGGGGAGUGAAACAUUCGUGA
Glarea lozoyensis ATCC 20868 is the source of this 258-nucleotide messenger RNA. Its product is annotated as Sm-like ribonucleoprotein. Gene Ontology annotation, cellular component: precatalytic spliceosome; U4/U6 x U5 tri-snRNP complex; U6 snRNP. Lineage: Eukaryota; Fungi; Ascomycota; Leotiomycetes; Helotiales; Helotiaceae. Gene Ontology annotation, biological process: mRNA splicing, via spliceosome. The coding region runs from base 1 to 258 and encodes 85 amino acids. Gene Ontology annotation, molecular function: RNA binding. The record is from RefSeq and is a predicted model, not a curated record. The transcript has 3 exons.